AUGGAGAUAAGGGAAGUACCUGAUAUGUUAGCUGAUGAACUUAGACUUAUGGAUGAAGACCCAGAAGAUGUGGUGGAUGACUACUAUGAUUGUCUCUAUGACCUUAUUCCCACAGAAUCUGAGAAGAAUAUGGCUGGACCCUCAAAGCUUCCUGAUGAAAAUGAUGAGGAGUGUAUUGAGGUACCACACCCUCCUGCAGGCAAGGUGAUUAGGAUGGAUAAAACAGUAUAUGAAAGAUGGAGGAGAGAAUUUGGAGCUGAGGAUAUGGAUGGGGAUAUGGAUAUGGAUUCAGAUAUGUCAGAUGGAUCAGGGAACAUUUUUGCACCCUUUGCGUCAGAGCUAGACUGGAGGGUUGCUUGCUGGGCUAUACAGGAUGGAAUAGGCCAUAUAUCAUUUGAUACAUUAAUGACAAUACCAGGGGUGACGGAUAAAUUAGGUCUAUCCUACCAUAACAUAUAUGGGCUCCAUAAGCUGGUUGAUUGUGUUCCAGAAUAUGCUACUUGGAAAACUAGAGAAUUGUGGUUCAGGAAUAGUCCUCAGCAUAAGCAUAUGGUUUAUCAUCGUGAUUUUAUUGAAGCUAUCAAGUCCUUGCUAGGAAAUCCAGCUCAUGCCAAGGUCAUUGUCUACAGGCCCAAGCGCAUCUUCACCAAUGCUUCAAAAUCUCACAGGAUUUACAAUGAGAUGUGGGCCAGAGAUUGGUGGAACACAGCACAGGCAGGUGGCAUGAAUCUAAAUGUGUCACCGCUGCACAUGAUUGUGGGAAUGAAGCCCCAUCUUGGACACUUAUCACAUGAUCAUUUAGAAGUUUCUAGAAAAAUGACAUCAUCAGCUGAGUAA
Serpula lacrymans var. lacrymans S7.9 is the source of this 837-nucleotide messenger RNA. RefSeq lists its product as uncharacterized. The coding region runs from base 1 to 837 and encodes 278 amino acids. The transcript is spliced from 2 exons. Lineage: Eukaryota; Fungi; Basidiomycota; Agaricomycetes; Boletales; Serpulaceae. The record is from RefSeq and is a predicted model, not a curated record.